Molecule: messenger RNA, 660 nt
Organism: Nicotiana attenuata
Lineage: Eukaryota; Viridiplantae; Streptophyta; Magnoliopsida; Solanales; Solanaceae
Product: 60S ribosomal protein L22-2-like
Exons: 3
Coding region: 111-494 (127 amino acids)
Biological process (GO): cytoplasmic translation
Cellular component (GO): ribosome
Molecular function (GO): structural constituent of ribosome; RNA binding
Source: RefSeq, a predicted model, not a curated record
CCAUGGCCCAAAUUUGAAUGGAUCUCCAAAAAUGAUCCAUUAUAUAAACCCACUCAAAAAAACCCUAACCUCCUCAUAGGCGCAGCUGAACACAUCUACUCAGGUCGAAGAUGAGUAAAGGAAGCAGUGGAGGAGGAGCCACCAAAGGUGGAAAGAAGAAGGGAGCAACAUUCGUAAUUGAUUGUUCAAAGCCAGUGGAGGAUAAGAUCAUGGAAAUUGCUUCACUUGAGAAAUUCCUGCAGGAACGCAUCAAAGUUGGAGGAAAAGCUGGGGCUCUCGGUGACACUGUCACUGUCACUCGUGACAAGACCAAAAUUACCGUCACCUCCGACACCACUUUCUCCAAGAGGUAUUUGAAAUACUUGACAAAGAAAUAUCUAAAGAAGAAUAACGUGCGUGAUUGGCUUCGAGUUAUUUCUUCAAACAAGGAUCGCAAUGUGUACGAGUUAAGGUACUUCAACAUUGCUGAGAAUGAGGCUGAGGAGGAAGAUUGAGAACUAGAAGCAGUAGAUUGUAAUUGUUCUCUCUUUUUUGACAUAAUUUACACUUUUUGUCUGGAAUCAAAUCUUUUGCAUUUUUGCCCUGUUUUUAAGGGAGAAAUGAGAUUGUGUUACUGGAGUUGGUUUAUUUCUUCUAUACCUUAGCUUUUAACUUUUUGGG